Messenger RNA from Neocloeon triangulifer, 8153 nucleotides. Its product is annotated as E3 ubiquitin-protein ligase UHRF1-like. Gene Ontology annotation, biological process: protein ubiquitination; negative regulation of gene expression via chromosomal CpG island methylation. Gene Ontology annotation, molecular function: ubiquitin protein ligase activity; metal ion binding. Bases 5968 to 7956 code for a protein of 662 amino acids. The record is from RefSeq and is a predicted model, not a curated record. The transcript has 24 exons. NCBI's taxonomy places the organism in Eukaryota, Metazoa, Arthropoda, Insecta, Ephemeroptera, Baetidae.
CCCCUCCUCCCUCCGCUGCACCGACAGCGCCGCUUUCAGUGCUUUCACACUCCUUUGAACUUUGGACAAGUCCAGACAAGUCGGAGCGCAGAAAAGACAGAAAUCUGCAGCGUUUUCUGCCCGCAUUUGGCUCUCGCAAAGAAAUGCUGGCCAUCUUGUGGCUUCCGCGAGCGUCGUCGUGCCGACGAGAAUCCCGACUGCGUGUUCACGUGGAGGCUUUUCCGAGCCUAAUAUCGUCGGCAGUCCUUUUCGGCCAGCAACGCAACGACGUCAUCGUUUCACAGGAGCCCCCGUGAAAGACGGAAUUUCCGUCCGCAUUUUUGCCAAACAAGAACGACGCUCUGGGAGAUUUUUCUCGUCUGGACACGUCCGGAGGUCAGUCAAGUGCCUCCGAACAGGACAUCUUCAGCCUGUCCCCUCUGUGCAAUGGUGCGGCGUAAAUUUUAGUUAAUAAUUUUUGAGCAACAUCUUCUAUGUGAUAAUUUUCUAAUUUCCACGUGCGGGUGUUUUUACCCCUUCCACAUCACCGUUUAAUUGGACGAUUAAAAAGAAAUCAAUUUUUAAUUUUUUUAAUUCACUCAAUUCGAUAAGGCGAGAUUUUUGCUGAUUAAUAUUCUGUGUUUUACCGUAAAUUAUGAGACAGCGAAUUUAUCAGCAACACUGACACGAAACUUUUGAUUUUUGAAGGUCUCGAGCAUGACCGGAGAAUAACAAAAUUUUAUUUCUGCGUUUUGCGAAUCUGUUCGUUUCGAAACGAAUUUUAAUUAGAAAUUCCUUGCGUUUCUCACUGAAAUCGAGGAAAUUAAAAGACGAUCUCAUCCUUGUUGAAAUGUGCAUUUUCUACGACAAUGAAAAUGUUGAUUGUCAUUCAUUAAACGACAAAUGGAAGAAACAUUAAUUUUAUAUAUGUAUUUUUAUAGCAUUGAGGCUGAGAGACUUAAAUUCAAUUGCAUCAAAAUAUCAUUAUUGCCUUUUAAUUAAUUUAAAAAAAGAUCAAUUAAUUUAAUUUUUCUCAUCGCGGCGCGUUUAAAUCACUCAGCAUCCCAAGGUUAAUUUUGUCGUCGUGUCGCCUCGCCAUCUGGCCCCAGGCCUGUCUCUUGGCACACGUGACCUGGUUGACCUGCGGAUGCCGUGACCGGAGGUCAACAUUCUCCGAUGGCUUGCAAGCUGAUCGACCUUCGGGUGGCUCUUGCAAGUGGAUUCCGAGGCUCCUCGGCUUUGGCCUGUCGCACCGGUGGCAGGUCGACCCACGGGUUCUCCCUCGGAACCUCGGGAGGAAGGGAUGGAGGGUUGGAACUUCCGAAGGUUCCGGUUCCGUCUACCAUACAUGAUGGACACGCGCAAUUGGAACUGGAUUUUGGGAAGUUUUGACUUAAAAAAGGGUGUAGAAUCUCGCGCCUUUUUAUAUUAAUGCAAAAAACUUCUCUCUUGCAUUUCACCUUUUUCUUGAGGCGCCUUUUCUUCUGGGCAGCCUGCCGUGUAAUUCUCGAAGUGUGAUUCGGCUCGGUUUUUAUGUUUUCUUGAGUCAAGAUCAUUGUGAUGCGUUUUAAUUCUGUUUGGCUAUGUAAAUGCAAAGAUUAGUUUAACUGCAAACUUUUUCAGGGUCUCAGGAUAGGCCCAUAGCUUAUGUUGAUGAUGUCCGGCUAAGCUCGUCUUUCCGAUUUGACUUGGAAGUUUGCAGCGCGUCGAUAGGGCAUACUUGUCAACAAUAGGGCCUGGACAGGCCAAAGGUUAUGUUGAUGAUUUCCGGCUAAAAUAUGGCUUCUCCAAUCCGGCUCUGUUGACGAGGCGGGGGCUGGUGGGGGGAUAAUUGUUAACUUUUAAGGUCCGAGGAUGGGCCACCACUUGAUGUUGAUGAUUUCCGGCUCAAGUGAUCCAUCCAAUUUGACCCUCUAAGCUAACAACGCGCGCGUUUUUCACUUUGAUUUGGUUUUAUAAAAAUCUGCAUCAACCUUGACUUCUGAAAACAUUAAAAUUUGAAUCUAAACGCACUUUUUAGGAUGAAAGCAGGCUGCGUGGAAGAAAGAGCAGUAAAGAAAUUCCAACUGCGUUAUACGAAUUUAAAUUAUCAAAUUAAAACGUCAUAUAUUUAUUGCCUUUUAAAUCUCAUUUAAAUUAAUUGAUCUUUCCAACAAUUUGAGGAAACUGAAAAAAUUUAAAUCGGUUUCCUCAUCGCGGCGCGUUUAAAUUACUCAGCAUCCCAAGUUUAAUCUUGUUGUUGUGUCGCCUCGCCAUCUGGCCCCAGGCCUGUCUCUUGGCACACGCGACCUGGUUGACCUGCGGAUGCUGUGACCGGAGAUCAAUAUUCUCCGAUGGCUUGCAAGCUGAUCGACCUUCGGGUGGCUCUUGCAAGUGGAUUCCGAGGCUCCUCGGCUUUGGCCUGUCGCACCGGUGGCAGGUCGACCCACGGGUUCUCCCUCGGAACCUCGGGAGGAAGGGAUGGAGGGUUGGAACUUCCGAAGGUUCCGGUUCCGUCUACCAUACAUGAUGGACACGCGCAAUUGGAACUGGAUUUUGGGAAGUUUUCAACUUAUAUGGGUGUAGAAUCUCGCGCUUUUUAGCAACCAAGUUGCUUUAUUGCAUAUAAAAAAAUCUCAUGCGUCUCCGUUUAUCUGGUUUUAAAACAAGGCAAUAAUUACAUUUUGAUUAAAUUUUAAGAAUUCGCACCAUGCAAAACACAAUUAAAUUUGAAACGCUUAAUUAGGCUUUGGAAAAGUCUUUUACUGAAUCAACUUUAAAACUGCACGACCGACAAUAUUGUCCGCUUCUGGUAUCCGACAUGCGAAAACCAGACGAUUUUUUCUUCAUUUUCACCCAUUCAAAAUUCCGGUUCGCCACAAAUUGAAAUCAAAGCUGCCUACACCAAUCAUUUGUUUGUAUGACGCGCUUAUCACUUAAUGUCAGUGUUUUUGCCCUCUGUCAUAAAUUUCUAACUUGAUCGAUCCCCAACCACUAAUUUAAGAUUCUGUGAACAUCUGCGCUUUUAAACAGGUCUCCAGAAUCAUGUUGAAAUCGCGAGUUUUUUUUUUUAAUUACGGUAAUCAGGAAGUUGGCUAAUAAUUUUAAUUGCAAUUUGAAUCAUUUUCUAAUAUAUUGUUUCUUGGUACGUUUCAUGAAUAUCCUCUGAGUUUUUCUGUUGUCAACACACAAAUAUGAGGACACUUGACUGAGGACAUCUUCAGCUGGCUGGCAUUCCAUUGAUUGACCUGAGAGUUGUGUAUCUCUGCGGUGCUAUCCUGAAGGAAAAGCGGCGCAAAAUGCAGCCAAGAAUAUCUCCAAGGAAGAAGAACUAGCUCUGCAAAUGAUCUUCAGAUUCGAGAGGACGGAGAAGCCAGCGAGAGAAAUAUUUUGGAAGUUUUGCAGAGAAAAAUCUUAAAAGAGGUGCUGGUGGUCGGUUUGCUACUGCCAGGAAGUUCUUGGAAGGGUUGAAGGCGCCCUCGAAAUCACCGUGUCCAGCCAAAGGUGGCCUGAAGGAAGCAGGGCCGUUGGCAAAAUAUGAAUCGAAUGGGGGAAGAGCAAACUUAUUGUGAAUAAGAGAUCGAUGGCAAGAAGUGAGGCAGGAAGAACAAUGUCACUGGCAAUCAAGUUGUGCUGAAACAGAAUCCAUGAGACAAAAGAAUUGUCAAGCCUUGCAGAGUGUGCAGUCUGUCAGGAGUCUGUGAAGGAAAAGCGGCACUCUAUUGGUGGCUGUGCAGAAGGCCAACAAAUCUCCGAUUUCAAAAAUGAAUCGUUUGAGAGGAGCAAAAUCAAACUAUUUGUGAAUAAGAUCAACGAAGUUGGCAAGAAGUGAGGCAGGAGAAGGAAGUCGUUUGGCGAGUUGAUCUAAAACAGCCAAAUGAAAAGACUGCAAAAAACGCCAGGUUGUCUUUCCCAGAUUUUUUCCCCAACUUAUAUCUCAUAUUCUCUUGCUUUCUCUCAAAACUAAUCCACCCCUGGUGCUGCCCUGCUAGGGAGGCGUGUUGAACCUUGUUCAGUGCGCCUUUGUGGAUUCUCGUGACAGGGCGCCUCGAGUGGCAACGUCCGACCGCAAAGGGCGCUGCCGUUCGGGACGUUCUCGACCAAACACACACAAUCUCAUUUUUAUACUGUUGGCCUUUAAAAAAAAAUUUAUUUCUCUGCUUGCUUUUUUGCUUUUUUUUUUAAGUUUUAGAAAUUGAAAGACAUCCCAUGGGGCCCAUGACAGAAAUUAAGGCCUUGCAGAGUGUGCAGUCUGUCGGGAGUCUGUGAAGGAAAAGCGGCACUAUUGGUGGCUGCGCAGAAGGCCAACAAAUCUCCGACGUCAAAUAUGAAUUGAUUGAAAUCAAACUUUCUGUGAAUAAGUUUGAUGAGUUCUUCAAGAAGUGAGGCAGGAAGAAAAAAGUCAAUGUAUAGCGAGUUGAUCAAAAACAGCCUUGAAGAGACAACAGAAGCGUCAAGUUGUACCAUUCCAUAUUUUUUAUUUUUUUUUUUAUUUUUCUUGUUUCUCUCUCUUCGUCCUUUCACUUAUAAAACAAAUCCUCCCCUGGUUCUGCUCUGCUAGGGAGGUGUGCUGAACCUUGUUCAGUGCGCCUUUGUGGAUUCUCGGGACAGGGCGCCUCGAGUGGCAAAACGUCCGACCGCAAAGGGCGCUGCCGUUCGGGACGUUCUCGACCAAACACACAAUCUUCUUUUAUACUGUUGGCCUGUUAAAAACAGAAUUUCUGUUUGCUUUUUUUUUUUUUUUAAGUUUUAGAAAUUGUAAGACAUCCAUCCCAUGGGGCCCGUUGCAGAAAGGCCUUGAAAAUUGUGCAGACUGACGGGAGUCUUUGAAGGAAAAGCGGCACUAUAGGUGGCUGCGCAGAAGGCCAAUAAAUCUCCGACUUCAAAUAUGAAUCGAUUGAAAUCAAACUUUUUGUGAAAUAAGAUCGCCAAAGUUGGCAAGAAGUGAGGCAGGAGAGGGAAGUCGUUAGGCGAGUUGAUCUAAAACAGCCAAAUGAAAGCCUGCAAAAAACGCCAGGUUGUGUCUUUCCCAGAUUUUUUCCCCACCUUAUAUCUCUAUUCUCUUCCUUUCACUCAACUAAAAUCCACCCCUGGUGCUGCCCUGCCAGGGAGGCGUGUUGAACCUUGUUCAGUGCGCCUUUUGUGGAUUCUCGGGACAGGGCGCCUCGAGUGGCAACGUCCGACCGCAAAGGGCGCUGCCGUUCGGGACGUUCUCGACCAAACACACACAAUCUUUUUUUAUUCUAUUAUGGCCUUUCUCACUUGAGUAUGAAUUUCUUGGUUGUCUGUUUGGUUUUUUAAACUUCCAGAAAUUCGAAGACGCACCCUUUGGAAGUUUGCUGUGAUCAUCAAUCUCAAUUUUUACCAGCCAACAGGUUAAAUGAAGCACGCAGGCCUUCAAAUUUUGAAUUCGUCUGUGUUCCUGGAGAGCCAGGUGCAAAUUAAAUGCCAAGACAAGAAGACGGGUGCUUUUUCGUCAAGAAUCCGUCAAGGCAAAAUCAAUACGUGCUGAACCAUCUCUAAAGCAGGGGCACCCUACAAAGGGUUAUUGAUCAAUGCACGUCAGCGUUCUCGGCAAAGUUCACAACGAUCCAGGAGAUGGAAAUCUGUAAGCUGCUGUGGUGUGUGGACGAGAAGAUCGAGCGCCCUUGAGUUGCAACAGUAGACCCUUGUUGAGUAGACCCUAGGAGCAGCAUCAACGACACCUGUCGCCAGAUUCAGGUGGCUCGCAACCUGAGCAGAUCCGCUGCCAAAUAAAAACAAAACAGUGGAGUGGUGGAAAUCCAGUUCUUGCGGCGGCGAAGUCUCAGUUGAACGUGCAAAAAUUGGUGCUCGGAGGAGGAGGGGGGGAGAAGGAUGCCAGAGGAAUGAAUGAUAUAUGUAUUGUGCCUGGUUUUUAAUUUUUCUCGUUGUACAAGACGAGUGCGCAUUCGUGACGGUUCGUGUCUCUCUGAUGGAUCCGUGUUUUUGGGGAAUUUAUUUUGAAUUUUGAUUUAAAUCUAAAAAAAAAUGCUGCUGAAACUGCGAGACUUCAGCCGCACUCUGCCAGAGGCUUCGGUCAACGUGCCUGAAAACUCGCAGGUGAAUGAUUUGCUCAAAGCAGCGAGCGCAUUUUUUGAGUGCAAAUCCUCUGCAAUUGAACUCUUCUACGGAGGAAAAAAGCUUUUGAAGGAGUUGCCUUUGCAUGGAUAUAGUUUGGCUGAUCAAUGUGUCGUGAAUAUUCGCAUCAAGCAAAGAAGGGAUGGAAUUGCUGCUGAGAAAACCUCUUCAGAGGUCAAGAAGAAGAUUGAUCAGAAUGAAGAAGAGGCGCUGCUAAAUGAUCAGAUCAGCAAAUAUUUCCAACCUGGAGACAACCUAUACUUCCAAGAUGAGGACACAGGCCAGUGGGAGGAGGGAGAAGUUUCCUCAAUUUUCAGAUGCAAUGAUGCUGAAUUGAAUGGGGACGAUGAAUUUACUUACAGAAUCCUAUGCCAAAAGAAAAAUGAGGAACUGCUUUUGAAGCUGAGGAAUUUGCUCCCUUGCGGCUCAGCCGAGUUUCGAUCUGAACAAUUGAAGGCUGGCAUGAAGGUUCUGGCUUUUGUGGCUCCACCUGGCAAGGAGGAAGGAUGGUACGAGGUCGAAAUCACAAGUGUUGGUCGAGCCAAAAAGUUCUCCCAUCCGUCCUCGGUCUCAGUUUCCUGCACAGUCCAUGCCAAAGAGGAGCACUUCGUUGACCAGACGCUCAUUUACAAACACAGAACUGUCCAAUUCCCGAGGUUGGUGACCAGAGACGAGUGGAGCAAAUUGGCAAGUGGCCGCUCCUUGCUGGAACCAUGCAGAUUCUGCAAAGGCAGCCCAGCAAGAAAGUGCAAGCAUUGCUGCUGUGUCGUUUGCGGAGACAAAGGAGAGGAGCAAAGUCAACUGAUGUGCGACGAAUGUGACAAUUCGUACCACACACAUUGCUUGACUCCCCCAUUGAAGAAAAUCCCUGAAAACGAGUGGUUCUGUCCAAAGUGCGUCAAUGUUGAAGCCAAGACGAUCAAACAGGAAAAGCAGGAAGAAGUGCAAAAACUGCUGAGGAAAAGAGGUCCGUCUGAGGAAGGAUCGGUUUGUGUGGUGCCCGAAGGACACAUUGGAAAAAUUGCUGGAGUUCCCUCAGGAAGGCUGUUGGCAACAAAAGCUCAGCUUGUGAACCUAGGAGUGCACUGCUCACCAGAUUUGAGCAUUUGUGGCUCUGCCAAAGUUGGUGCUCAGAGCAUUUUGUUGACCUCAAGUCACAAAGGUCGCUUGGACGACAAAGGACAUCGCUUCACUUUUUCAGGAGUUUCUGGCAACAAUUUGGCCUUGGCUCGAUCUUGUUUUGCCGAGGUCGGUGCCACUUCCAAAAGUUGGCGCCUGGGAGCCCCGGUCAGGGUCAUCCGAAGCCACACCUUGCCCACAAGAUUCACUCCUGCGUACGGAUUCCGUUACGACGGAAUUUACAAAGUCCUCCGGUACUGCAAGAGGAGGGACAAGACUUGGGAGUUUGAGUUGGUCAGGGACGACAACGAGCCCCCACCUUGGACGUCCUCAGGAAUGGCUUACAUGAGGAGCAUGAGUGUUGGAUUUCUGGAAGGGCAGCCAGAGGGGACCCCAGCAAAAGUCCGUCGAACUGAGGUGGUGCAAACGAAGGAGAAAUUCAUCACACCUUAUGUUCUGCAAAGAAGGGUCCAGCAACUGAUUGCUCAAGAUGGUCUGAAUGAAAGAAACUGGAAGGCCUUGGAGGAGGCCCAGAAACUUGGCUACCCUGAGUUCAUCAAGGCUGUGGCUGAACAAUUUAGGUGCGUCAUUUGCCAAGAGGUCUGCGUCAAUCCAGCCACACUGAAAUGUGGUCACAACAAAUGCUUGUUCUGCUUGAAAAAGUGGCUCGCUGGCCGGAAACAGGCAAAGUGUCUUUUGUGCCAGGAAGAGUCGGAAGGUCCCUUCACAACCAACAAUCUCCUGGUGAAAAUCCUGGGGCUCCUUCUGCACCGCACCUAGGAUGAGAAGUUAAACGGCCAAUAGCGUAUUUUAUUUUAAAUUACUUAACAAAGUAUUUUUUUUUUGCAAAUUCUCCACUGCAUUUCUACAAAGUAAUUUUAAUUUAUAAAUUAUAUUUUUAAUUUCUCCAAAAUAUAUAAUUCAUAUUUUAAUUUGUGGUGAAUUAAAAUUUCCUCAAGAAAUGUUCCUAAGAUAUU